This is a messenger RNA of Pipra filicauda (Wire-tailed manakin), 1161 nucleotides long. It is a transcript of the gene CCR7, whose product is annotated as C-C motif chemokine receptor 7. NCBI's taxonomy places the organism in Eukaryota, Metazoa, Chordata, Aves, Passeriformes, Pipridae. Gene Ontology annotation, biological process: G protein-coupled receptor signaling pathway; chemotaxis; immune response. Gene Ontology annotation, cellular component: membrane. The coding region runs from base 174 to 1115 and encodes 313 amino acids. The transcript has 2 exons. The record is from RefSeq and is a predicted model, not a curated record. Gene Ontology annotation, molecular function: chemokine (C-C motif) ligand 21 binding; chemokine (C-C motif) ligand 19 binding; C-C motif chemokine 19 receptor activity.
GCAAGAAGCUAAAGGUCACCCUUGUUUUCAGCCUGCCGCUCGUUUUUCAGUUCUGUGCCGGGGACAACGUCACCGAUGACUACGACUCCAACAGCACCAUCGACUACAACCUGUUCGAGACCCUGUGUGAGAAGAAGGAGGUGCGUUCGUUCCGCGCCGCCUUCCUCCCGGCCAUGUACAGCCUCAUCUGCUUCACGGGGCUGCUGGGCAACGGGCUGGUGAUGCUCACCUACAUCUACUUCAAGAGGCUGAAGACCAUGACGGACAUCUACCUGCUGAACCUGGCUCUGGCAGACAUCCUCUUCCUGCUGACCCUGCCCUUCUGGGCCGCGAGCGCGGCCACGCACUGGCUCUUCGGGAAGUUUGCCUGCAAGGCCGUUUACUGCAUCUGCAAAAUGAGUUUCUUCAGCGGGAUGCUGCUCCUGCUGUCCAUCAGCAUCGACAGGUACUUCGCCAUCGUCCAGGCGGCCUCGGCCCACCGCCUGCGGCCCCGCAUGAUAUUCAUCAGCAAGGUGACGUGCGUCAUCAUCUGGCUCCUGGCCUUCAUCCUCUCCAUCCCCGAGCUGGUUCACAGCGGUGUGAACAACCUGGAGACCCAUCCUCGUUGUUCCAUCAUCGCUCAUGACCUGCAGACCUUCAACACUGGCAUCAAAGUGUCGCAAAUGGUGUUCGGCUUCUUAAUUCCCCUGCUGGUCAUGUCUUUCUGCUACCUCGUCAUCAUCAGAACGUUACUCCAGGCCCGCAACUUUGAGAAGAACAAAGCCAUCAAGGUCAUCAUCGCCGUGGUCAUUGUCUUCGUCGUCUUCCAGCUGCCCUACAAUGGUGUCAUGCUGGCCAAGACCAUCUCGGCCUUCAACCAGACCAGCUCCUGUGAGGAGAGCAAGAAGCUGGACGUGGCGGACGACGUGACCUACACCCUGGCGUGCUUCCGAUGCUGCCUCAACCCCUUCCUCUACGCCUUCAUCGGCGUCAAAUUCCGCACCGACCUCUUCAAGCUGCUGAAGGAGCUGGGCUGCCUGAGCCAGGAGCGCCUCUGGCAGCUCACCAGCUGCCGUGAGAGCAAGAGGUUCUCCUUCGCCAUGGAGACAGAGACAACCACCACCUUCUCCCCGUGAGCCGAGCCCCAGGCGCGCUGGGGCCGAGCUGGAAUGGUUCUGAACA